This is a messenger RNA of Porites lobata, 968 nucleotides long. The record is from the annotation of a GenBank genome assembly. NCBI's taxonomy places the organism in Eukaryota, Metazoa, Cnidaria, Anthozoa, Scleractinia, Poritidae.
AUGAUAGAAAAACUGUUAUACAUUUUAAUUUUAGGUUCUUGCAAAUCAUUAGCUGAGCUUUUCCCAGACUGCCUCUACGAUUACACAAGUGAAGGUGAGGACACCACAACACUGAGUCUUCCUGGAUGGAAACAACUCCCUUACAAUACUUCAUGGCCAAAGGCCCUUCAACUGUGUCCCAAGCCUUGGCGUUAUCGCACAAGUGAAGAACUAGACAAUGGUCGGAUAACGGGGACCUACAAUACAUAUGAAGGAGGUGGCUAUGUCACUGUCUUGGGAUACGAUGUUGAAACUGGCCGAAGUGUCCUUGGCGAAACAUUCGGUCAUGGAUGGGUUGAUCGCCAGACGCGAGCAGUGAUAUUAGAGUUCGCAGUUUUCAACGUUAAUACAAAUCUUCUCAGCAUUGCAACGUACUUUUACGAGGUUCUUUCCACUGGUGCUGCUUACACAACAAGAACGGUUAAAACGCUCGACCUACAAAGCACUGAAUCCGGGACUCAAAUGUUCUACUUAAUCUGCCAGUUCCUUUUCAUGGCCAUGGUGUGUUAUUACCUCAUCAUGAUGUUUUACAACUUCCACCGUCGCCGCCUUUGCUUUUUCAAGUCAGUGUGGAACAUGGUCGAUUUUUUCAUGAUCAUAUUCUCAGUAUUGGCGGUAGUGUUUUACGUGAUCCGUUCGAAAACUCUUCUAAAAAGCAUCAAAUCUAUCCAAAACAAUCCAUAUAAUAUCGUACAUUUUCACUCCUCCUUGACUUGGGCUAGUUGGGAAAAUGUUGCUAAUGCCUGUGCUAUUUUUAUGGUAACACUUAAACUUUUAAAUCUGAUUCGAUUUAAUCCUUAUGUAAUCUACUUGUUUUCAUCCUUCCGUCAGUCGGUAGGCUAUCAGCUGUCUUACGUUUUUAUUUUCCUGAUAUUGUUUAAUGGGUUUAUUAUAUCAGGAAAACAAUUUUUUGGUCACACUGUCCUUGA